Messenger RNA from Echinococcus granulosus, 4581 nucleotides. RefSeq names its product Mediator of RNA polymerase II transcription subunit. Gene Ontology annotation, biological process: regulation of transcription by RNA polymerase II; positive regulation of gene expression. The record is from RefSeq and is a predicted model, not a curated record. The coding region runs from base 1 to 4581 and encodes 1526 amino acids. Lineage: Eukaryota; Metazoa; Platyhelminthes; Cestoda; Cyclophyllidea; Taeniidae. Gene Ontology annotation, cellular component: mediator complex; transcription regulator complex. The transcript has 24 exons.
AUGCAGAAUUUUGUCAGCAUCCAGCAGUACAUGAAUGCACAGAGACAGCUCAUCGCACAAUGUAUUCGUGAAUUAGAAGCCUCAAUUUUACUAGAAGUGGGCUCUAACUCCAUUUAUCCACCUGAUCAUGACAGUAUCUAUAACAUGGACGUGAUUCGACUUGACAGACUGUGGAGUGACCUAAUGCGACUGCCUCCGAAAACUUCCAAUAGUGCUCCUACGGGACAUGAUGUAAAUGUCAACUCCUUCGAUCCGCUGAAGCAAAUCCUUGAUCUUUUUGUGGAGGUCAUUGCCACCCUUCAAAACGAAGGUGUGACUCUGAGGCUCCUUUGGUCCCUCGACCGUGGGAUUGAACGUGGCUUCUUCACACCUUUACAUGUAACCAAUGCUCUGUUAUCAAGACACGAGUUAACGGUAGAUAACCAGGUGUUCUUCCGGAGUGUGUUCAGAUUUUUGCUGAAGCUUGUCUUUUAUCUCGAUUACAAGAAUAAUCGACUAGUUUUCAUCAAGACCAUUGAUAAGUCCUUCCAAUUCACCUCAGAUGCACCGCUCAUACACUUCUACAACCCGGCUGUUGAAUUGAUACAAGUACUCCUGUGUCGUGAAAUAAACCUCCUGCCUGCCUACUUCACCAUGUAUGAGCUUAAUAAAUUCAGAGGGGACAAAAGCAUCCGCCCUAAUAGACUCAUUGAAGGCGAAGUCGAGAGAUUUAUGGCGGACUUUGAUUUCCCUCUACGAAUUUUGUAUUCCUAUCACGAGUUGGAAAUGGUGCCGAUUGCGGGCAUAACUCUGGAAAAUCAUCCGUGUUUUCGGUUGGAUCCGGCCGAGCUGACCCUUUCCAUGUUGCGUCAGGCUAUCCUCUACCCACCCGCCUUCAAAACCCGUCAACUGGGUCUCGCCUGUGACUUGCUGGGUCAACUGCGCUGCACCCAACUGGCCUCCAGUCUCCUCGCCUGCGACAAAUGCCAAGCCAUGGGGCCACACAUGACGCUGGUGGGUCUGGCAAUAAGUGAGUUGAUCUUCUCGGUGAUGGAGAUUACAGAGGAGGAGAAGUGCACCGAUUGGACCAUCCGAAUAUUCAGUCACCUGGCUGGUCUCGUGAUUUGCUUCGUUAUAGACCGAGUCGUACGCCUCAACGACAUAAUCUCCGAACUCAAUUCCAAGGUGAUCGCUGGGAGAACUUGGCCUAUUUCCCGUCACUUUGUCAUGUGGUUUACCCUCGUAUGUAUGUCGGGCUUCGUUGAAAAGAAUAAGUUGACCGACUUCGUGUCGUGCCUGCACCUCUUCGACCAACUUUUCCCUGAGGCUGACGAGUUGGACAACGCAACAAUGCAACGUCUGGAGAAGCUAUGGACGGAGGACCUGGACCGCUGGGCCGCCCGACACCGUCCCGUAGUCCUGAAGACACUGGAGGCGAUGAGUCUUAACGGCUCUGACCUACGCUUCGUUCUCUUCUCACCCGACCGCCUUUUUGGCAGCCGGCUUCCUGAUGGCGCUAAACCGGAGUUAAAUGGAAAAGAAGGCGGAGAAUUCAUGGAUGAAAAUGAGGCUACAACAGCAUCUGGUGCUGUUAUUAAUGGUGCUGAUUAUUACGAUGAAGGUGUUGGUGACGAUAGCAACGACACUACAAGUGACGAGGAGUCUUCUCCAGAGGAUUCGGAUUUACUUCUUCCAAAGAGGUCCACGACGGCUUUAAAAAGUGGGGGAAUGAGCGGUAGGCGAGAUGAUGAGGACAUGACACACCUGGUGGUGGCGGCAGCGUGUGCCUGGGAGAUGGUUUUGCAAAUGAACAGUGGGGGUGAGGAGGUGGGCGUCGGUGGAGGGUCCGGUGGUCGUACUGUGAAGGAGUGCCACUUGCCUCGAACCAUGCCACCUCUGCUCUACCCCCUGCAGGCACAAAUUGCCGGCUGGUUGGAGCAUCUCAAAGAAUCCUGUGUUGGCUGUGGCAGCGCCGUGGAGUCGGGUGAAAACUCGGUGGAUACUCAGACGCCGCAGGUGGCUCAGUCUCUCUCUUGGCUUAAGUUCAUCAUUACGCUUAAUACUUAUUCACCAAACGAAAAUUUGCAAAUCACGCGGAGCGUGGUGACUUCCUUUUGGUUGCCAAGCAACGACCCUCUUCCGGGAAUUGGGGGUGGUCUUCCACUCAACAACGGUACAUUCACGCUGCCCUACGGGUUGAGUGGGGCCGGCCGUCUUAAUCCCCUUUCUCACCGACUCAUCCAAAAGAUGUCCAUUCACCUCCAAAUGAUAUUUUGUAACGAGAUGCGCCAAAAGCUGAGCGAAAUGACGAAGCCGCCGUGUGGUGAGACAGGACCUGCUUAUCUGACGUCGCCAGCCACUCUAGAGACAUUCAGUCGGUUCCUCUCUUACCAGGUGGAGAAAAACCUUAUCAUUCUCAUUCGGGAGAUAUAUCGGCGUUGGCUGCUUGAAAGUGGGCCCAUAAAUAUUCCUCUCUACUAUCAUCCGGUUGAUGAAGACGGCACGGCUAGGGACGAAUGCCAUCCAACAAAUGACGACUUUUACGCCUUCACAUUUUGGUUUGACCUUCUCGGUCACCGAUUGGUUGAGGCUCUUCCUGCGGAGCACCGUCUCAGCUAUCGUGAUGAACUCUUCCUCAGAGUGGAUUUGGAGUCCCAUGAACUCGUCUACGCACUCGAUUGGAUUAUCGUUCAAUUUUCUCGACGUAUACUCACGCCUGACUGCAUCCUCUACAACCUUCAAUCCUCCUCACUUCAACAACAGUUCUCGCAACAACAACUGCCGCUUCACUCACAUUCACGGGAGGUGACUUCACGCGUCAUUUUGUUCUCCACUCUUCAGGCCGUUUGUGCCUAUGAUCUCCUAGAGGCGGGUGAUAUGCGUUGCCAGGUAGAGGAGCAGGUGAUGCGAUGCCAAAUAAAGGAACAAUUUAUGACAAUGCAGGCGGAGACGCGGGCCAUUUUUGGCGAGGAAUGCGGUCGCCUCCAACUUCCAGCGGUCAUUGCGCGCUUCGCCGAUCUUCUGCCUGCCACUCCUCCAUUCGCUGCUCCGCCCCAGGCACCCAUCUUCAACACAGAGGUCGCUAACACGUCCGAAGCUGAAACCUACUUUACUCUCCGUGAACGGCUUAUGCUCUCCGUGCACGAGCUAUACAAUUCCCUCCUACCUGAGUCAGUUGAUGUGCAAAAGGGUCUUUAUCACACCCUAUUUAGCAACAUUUUGCAGUUGCCACCGGCAAUAGUGAACGCUCAGGUGAAAGUGUUGUGCGAGUACCUGAUUACAGCAAUAAGCAAAUUUGAGGAGCUGGAACGACAAAACCUGCCUCUACCUACACACAUUUGCGCGCCCUGUAAAAUGCUAUCCGCUAUCAUUACUUUUUGUAUUCAGUAUGGAAUCAUUACAAUGGACCGUCUGCUAUUGUACCUUCUGAUCAUUGCCAAUUCACCCCUGUCCUUUCUGAUACAGUUCGUUCGUUCGAAUUAUUCGCCGAUUGAUGUUGCUGCUGUCCACAGCAUUGCCAUAUUCCUAAUCACUCAGUGCCCCCAACUCGUGGAAUCUAUCAAAGUGGUGGGGAAUUUUGCUCCCAAUUCAUCUAAUAUUCUCACAAGCCCUCGGUGGCCGGAAUUGCUGAAGCGUCUGCACACGGUUCUCCCAGAGAAGCAGGUGAUUCUCCUGCCUCCGUCCACCAACGGCCAUGCCAGUGCAUCUCCUCCCACGGUUUUGCGCCGACGGCCCUGCCAACCGGUCUACUACGAUCACAUCGUCCUUCGUCUCAUUCCCGUCCUCGAGAUUAUCUUCACCUCCUUCCUUGAUAAUCCACCGCCUCUCCUUCAACUUGCUCGUUUCUGUGACAUUGUCGCACCUCUCUUCAGGCUCCACUCACACCCAAUGAGUCUGUGCUUCCUCCUGCUGCGGGGCCAAUUCCACCAUUUCAGUAGUGGUGCAGCAUCGGUUUCGGGGGCAGCGCAGGGCGCAACCACCCCCAACACCCCCGGCUGGGGACACUUGCAGCGGCCGACCUGGCGUAAUCCCACUCAGGUGGACGGGGUGACCUGUCAACUCAUCAUUCGUUGCAUUCUGCGUGUUCACCAGGCUCUGGCGGAGCGCGCCAACGCUCAUCGCGAGUGUGCACAGGCAUUCAUGAACAGUGAACAGAAAGUGUGUGGCCUUCUUUCACCCCCGGCUUGGAUGACUCUGGAUACUCUGCACAAGGCGGCAAUGCGAGUCGGGGGCUGCGACGCCGUCCCCACAGACGCCGACUUUGCGAACUGCCUUCGAAUGGUCUAUGGUUCCGAUGAGGAGAUCCGUCUUGCUUCCGCUCUCCACUCCACUGCUGAGAGUGCCUUUCCUGAGCUUGAGUCCCAUCUCUCGCGUCUCCUCCAUCCUGUUGUUGGGGUCAUGAAGAAGUACGGACUGCACGGGGUUCCUUCGGCGUGGCGCGACUGGCGCAGUGAGGAGAAUGUGAACCCUCAGGCCGCGGGCAUCUAUGCAGUGGCAGUGGAGUUGAUGGUUCUUCACCCACCCUCCGACACCUCACGAGUUCCCCAGGCCGCUGGAUGCCUCAUGGAAUGCCUCCGCGAACGGUACUUUAGCACCUUGUGA